CUUGUGUCGAGCCCAGACUAACAAGGUCCCCGCUCACUGCGCUAAACAAAACCGCAUCGAUAUUCCCCUGCUCGCUCGCUACGUCAGACCUAGAACAAAAAGAUCUACAGCGUCUUUGCUCUUGCCUCUUUGCGCCCAUCACAACCUCGCGUCAAGUCUCGAUCCCUCUCGAAACUCACACUUAGCCUUGUCACCAGAGCUUGUUUCUAGGCGCAACAUCAGUUCAUACACAGACGAUACACUUAAGCAGCAUGGCCACAUCCGUGGGCCAGAGCAGCCUCGACAAUGAUACUCGCGGCUGGAUCAUGUGUGUUGUCAGCGGCAUUGCUUGCGUUGUUGGCGCCUCCAUAGUAUGCGUUGACGUUAUCGUUCGACUAUUUCCUGGCAAGAGAAACUUUCGCAUCCAGGAUAGCAACGUCUUCUUAGCUUGCUCCCUCAGCUUGAGUUUCGGUGUUAUGCUAUUUUCCGCAUUGUAUAGUAUGCUACCGGAGUCCAAGGAAUAUUUCCAGCAGGCCAAAUGGCCUACUCAAGCUGCUGGCCUGGUUAUGAUGUCCUGCUUUGCUGGUGGUUUCAUCGGCAUUCAGGGAGUUUCGCGAUUGCUUCACCAGUUCAUGCCUACCCACGUCGUCGAAUGCGAUCAUACACACGAUGAAAAUGCGACCAAAGACACCUCAUGUCACCACGAGAGGAGACAGUCUCGUGCCCGUCGUCGACAAUCUUCCCAUCCGCCGCCUGAACAAGCACCUGUCAACAAGUCGCUUUCCAAAUUAACCAACGGUAACGGACAAAAUGCUGCGACCGAGUCUACACCUCUGCUGGAAUCCACUUUGAAUAGCCCAACGCAACCUCUUAAGAGACAAGCGUCUGCCCGAGAUGGAAUGCGACGUCCUGCUAGUCCAACACGAAGCCGUACCACCACAGGACUUACGGAUGGCUUCCCUGAGAGGAGGAAAUCCAUGCGAGAAGUUCACAAGCGAGUCAUGUCCUUCGUACAAGAUACAAAGUGCAAUUGCGACGAGUCGAACUCCUGCUACGGAUUCACAGACCCUUGUGGCCAAGAGUGCUUCAAGCAUCUAAGUAGCCGAACCAGUCUACCGAGCAGACCUGGAAGACAAACCCAGAUUCUGCGCACUACCACUGGAUCAUUCCUGAACCGCGCGCCUGAACAUUCGCAUGCUCACCACGAUCAUGAGCAUGAGCAUGAGAAUGGAUGUGAAGACUCUGUUGAGCCCUUUGCGAGACCAACAUAUCGAACCAGCAGAGCCAAGUCGCGAGAGCCAUUAGAUCCGAUAGUUCCGGAGGAACUCUCUGAACACGAUAGCUCAUGCUCAUCUGCAGGAGACGACGAAGAUGUCGAAGCUCAACAUCAUCACCACGUUCCAACAAAUGCAUUCUUGUCCAUUGGCCUCCAGACCUCCAUUGCCAUUGCUCUGCACAAGUUUCCUGAAGGAUUCAUCACCUACGCUACCAACCACGUAAACCCAUCUCUAGGUUUCAAUGUUUUCAUGGCACUAUUUGUCCAUAACAUCACCGAAGGCUUCGCCAUGUGUCUGCCGCUAUACAUGGCUCUGGGUUCUCGCUGGCGCGCCAUGGCAUGGUCGGCCUUUCUCGGUGGUCUUUCUCAGCCCAUUGGCGCGGGCGUUGCGGCCCUAUGGUUCAAGCUCGCCGAUAAGACCAAUAUGCAACCCAAUGCAGUUGCUUACGGGUGUCUCUUUGCUGUCACUUCCGGCAUUAUGGUUAGUGUCGCAUUGCAGUUGUUUGUGGAGAGUCUAAGUCUCAACCAUAGCCGUAACCUCUGCAUCUUCUUUGGCUUCCUUGGCAUGGCUUUACUGGGAUUCAGUAACGCUUUGGUGGGCUCUCACUAGUUGGUCAGCCUUGUACGAGACAUAUAAAUACUUAGCCAGUAUCUUUUUAUGCUGGACGGGCUUACGCUCUGACAUUCGUUCCUGUCAUUACUUGACUCCUUUUCUUGCGCGGUGUUGGUCUGGGCUGUAAGUGGGCUUGUACUUAGGCUUCAUUGGGAGGGGCAUAAAAUCAUUUUGGGUUUCGGCAUUCGGUAUACUGAUAGAAAGGAAAGAAUUUCACUUAUACCCAGGGACUGGGUACACUUGGUCAAACAA
Fusarium oxysporum Fo47 is the source of this 2120-nucleotide messenger RNA. RefSeq names its product Zn(2+) transporter ZRT3. Gene Ontology annotation, cellular component: membrane. The coding region runs from base 252 to 1865 and encodes 537 amino acids. The record is from RefSeq and is a predicted model, not a curated record. NCBI's taxonomy places the organism in Eukaryota, Fungi, Ascomycota, Sordariomycetes, Hypocreales, Nectriaceae. The transcript has 3 exons. Gene Ontology annotation, molecular function: zinc ion transmembrane transporter activity. Gene Ontology annotation, biological process: zinc ion transmembrane transport.